Molecule: messenger RNA, 1242 nt
Organism: Rhizophagus irregularis DAOM 181602=DAOM 197198
Lineage: Eukaryota; Fungi; Glomeromycota; Glomeromycetes; Glomerales; Glomeraceae
Source: RefSeq, a predicted model, not a curated record
AUGAAUACAUAUCAUGGCCAAGAUACUCUUAUUUCUUAUUUAAAAAAGCAUAGCAAUAAAUUAUAUCGCAGAUUCUUAUAUAUAAACUAUGAUGUUAUUGUUGCUUCAGUAACUUCAAAUCUCAAGUGGAAUAAUCUUGACAAUGCUUGGGCUGGUAAUUAUAUAAGAGAAGCAGAAAAGAUUUUUGUGGAUCAUCAACAAGUUGUUGAAACACUAAAAGAAAAGUUAAAUAUAGAACGUUUAAAAUAUAAAAAGGAAUUACAAGCAUAUUGGCAAGGAAUCUUCCUGAAACUUCUAAAAAAAAAUAAUAAAAGAAAUAAUGAUGGCACUGAUAAUUUAUUUACUGAAAUUAAUGAAAACAUUAAAAGAAACUAUGAUGAUGAUACAAAUAAUUUAUUUAUUGAUUAUAUGUCAAAGAAAAAUGAAAAUCCCGAAACUUUUCAAUUAAACCAUGAAAACAUUAAAAGAAACCAUGAUGAUGAUACAGAUAAUUUAUUUAUUUACAUUAAAAAGAGACAAAAACAAAAUGGAGAUCAUAUGAAAAUAGCUGAUGAUAUUCUUCAUAUUUCUUUGGCAUAUGAAGAUCUCAUUUCAGGCAAUAUCAUCAACUUUACCAAACUUCUAAAAGAAAUAUUAUUAACAAGGUCACGAAGAUCACUAUCUUCAGCAAAUGAAUCAGUUCUUCAAGUAACUGUAGAACUCCUUUUGCCAUCAAGAUAUCGUGUUCCUGAACUUUGCUUAAUAAUGAAUACUGCAGUAAAUAAGGGAAAUGGUAAAUUUGGUUUUCUUGAUGUUUUUAUCCUAGGAGAAAGCUAUGCUAAUUUAGAAUUAAAAUAUAUUCCACUAAUUUGGUUAAUUAGCAAUAUUAAUGGAAAACAAGCAAAAGAUUUUAAUGCAAAUGAAUUGGAAGAAUUAGAUAAAAUACUUGAAAGAGAAGAUGAGGAUACAUUAUUAAAAAGACAAUAUAGAUAUUAUGAUAAAGAAACUAAUAAAUAUAUUUACACAACUAUAAAUGAUGUAUUGAAUGAUGGAACAAAACAAUUAGAAAGGUAUACAAAAAUAAUUGCAAAAGGAAAGGCAAAUAAAUAUUCUGCAGGAGUAUGUGAUGAACGAAUUAAGAUAAUUAAUUCAAAUCCUAAUAAGUUGAUAGGGUUUGUUAUUGUAGUAAUAGGAUUUCGUCGAAUAAUAUGGAGAUCCAUUGAUGAAAAAUCAACUAAUUAUAGAUAUAUUAAGAUUAAAUAG